Messenger RNA from Suricata suricatta (meerkat), 2444 nucleotides. It is a transcript of the gene ANKRD10, whose product is annotated as ankyrin repeat domain 10. Gene Ontology annotation, molecular function: protein binding. The coding region runs from base 158 to 1387 and encodes 409 amino acids. The record is from RefSeq and is a predicted model, not a curated record. The transcript is spliced from 6 exons. Lineage: Eukaryota; Metazoa; Chordata; Mammalia; Carnivora; Herpestidae.
CCCCCUGUACGCGCUCGGCUGGGUUCGACUCGGCAGGACGCGGCGGCGGCGGCGGCACCACCACCACUCUCGCUCCUUUGUGCUCAGGGGACGGCCUCUCGGGUCCUCACCCGCGCGUCCUCUCGGCCAGCUAGCCCACGCUCUCCGGUGACGGACCAUGUCGACGGCAGGAGCGGGCGCAGGCGUGGAGGCGGGCUUCUCCAGCGAGGAGCUGCUGUCGCUCCGCUUCCCGCUGCACCGCGCCUGCCGCGACGGGGACCUGGCCGCGCUCUGCUCGCUGUUGCAGCAGACGCCGCGCGCCCACCUGGCCGCCGAAGACUCCUUCUACGGCUGGACGCCCGUGCACUGGGCCGCGCACUUCGGCAAGUUGGAGUGCCUGAUCCAGUUGGUGAGAGCUGGGGCCACCCUGGACGUGUCCACGACGCGCUACGCACAGACCCCAGCCCACAUCGCUGCUUUCGGGGGACACCCUCAGUGCCUCCUCUGGCUGAUCCAAGCCGGAGCCAGCAUUAACAAACCGGACUGUGAGGGUGAGACCCCCAUUCACAAGGCGGCCCGCUCUGGGAGCCUGGACUGCAUCAGCGCCCUGGUGGCUAACGGGGCUCACGUUGACCUGAGAAAUGCCAGUGGCCUGACCGCAGCAGACAUUGCUCAGACCCAGGGUUUCCAAGAGUGCACCCAGUUUCUCUUGAACCUGCAGAAUUGUCAUCUGAACCGUUUCUAUAGUCACGGCGCCUUAAACGGGGGCCACCAGAACAUAUUUCCUAAUCACACUAGUGUGGGAGCACAUCGCAAGAGAUGCUUGGAAGACCCGGAACCCUUUGGAGUGAAGAAGGCGAGAACCGAAGCUCAGAGCUCGGGCUGUGCCGUGCCGCUGGACAACGGCGAGACGGAAGACGACGCGGACAGAAUGCUCGUCGACAGAGAGUGUGCUGCCGUAGCAGAUGUGAAAAACAGUAGCUCCGUGUCGAAUACAGUGACAAACGGCUGUGCCAUCAAUGGACACUUGGACUUCCCCUCUGCGACGCAGCUCGGUGGGAUGGAGAGCAGGAAUGGCCCGUGCUUGGCAGGACCUAAUGGGAUUAGCGAUGGAUUAGCUCCAGGGCGGCCUUUUCCCAGCAGCCAGGGUCCCGCUUGUGUCAACGGGACUGAGGAGCCCGGAAAGGCCGCGAGCGCGGACAUGUGCGGCUCGCUGCACCUGAACGGGAGCCCCAGCAGCUGCGUGGCUAGCCGGCCCGCCUGGGCGGAGGACGUCGAGGAGACCCUGCAGUACGGCCACUACCACGGCUUCGGGGACACCGCCGAGAGCAUCCCCGGCCCCGCGAAGGCGGGGGAGCGGCCGGGCGGCGGCGCCCUGGGGGCCAUGCACCUGUACCACGGCUCGUAGAGGCCCCCGGCAGCCCGCCGCUGCUCGUGGAGCGUCGACUGAGAGAAUGCCGCGGCGUGGGCUCUUUCUUUUUAUACUUCAGCUUUCUGAAAAAAAACCAGCUUUAAUUUGAGAAGUUCCUCCGAGUCCCUCUGGCCUGACGCGUAGGGCUUACGUGCACAGCUGCUGCCGCCACGGGCGGCGGGGGGGCCUGUCCUGGAGUUUAAGGUUUCUCCCGCCUCGCGUCAUUUGCCAUCAAUUGCCAUUAUUCCUUCAGUCGAAUUAAACUCUCUCUGGUCGAUGUAAAUGGGGGGCCAGGAAAUGAGGUGCCUGGUGAUUUAGCUCCUGCACACAGUCCUUUUGAAAAGCUUCCUUUUGCUCUUUCCUGGAGAAUUUAUGACAGCAGACAGCUCUUUCCCUAUGCAAAGUGCAGCCUUAUAAAGACUUCUUGAAGAAAAGAACAUUUGUCUUUUUCAAAGUGUUUUCAUGGAAACUUUGCAACUUGCUGUGUGGGGAGGCCUUGCUUAGAGGCGCAUCAUGGUUUGGGGGUGUGAGCGCCCCCUCUUUAAAGCCGCAGCUCACUGCCCUGGGUUCCACUGAAAGCACGCGCAGCGCGCGGCCGACCUGUGACAUGACUCCACAUUUCCUGCUUUGUCUCUAUACUUCGUACCACGGAUAACGGUUCCCUUUCUAUGUAGUGGAAAUUACUCUUUGUAGGAACUGCCAGGUCAGAAUGUUUAACUGACUUUUUGACUUAUAUAUUUUUUUCAUUUUUGGUUUUUGGGGUUUUCUGCUUUAAGAUGUAUACCACUCUGUAUAUCCAGCCAACUGGGAGGGUUUGGGAUUUCUCUUAAUAAGACUGCACCAAGUUCAUGGUUUUAUAGAAAUUAGCUUUUGUUGAGGCAACUAGUGGUCACACUGUGCAAAUAUUGUAAUGAGUUUUUACUUUUCUGAUUUUUGUAAUGAAAACUGGUGAAGAUAGAGAAAACGUCAGAUGAACAAACCCAUGUUCUAAGAGUGUUACUAACAUGUUUUUAAACCGUCCUUUACACAUUGAAUAAAAAACUCUCACACUCAA